Schistocerca americana (American grasshopper) is the source of this 5150-nucleotide messenger RNA. Its product is annotated as ankyrin-1-like. Gene Ontology annotation, molecular function: protein binding. Gene Ontology annotation, cellular component: nucleus; cytoplasm. NCBI's taxonomy places the organism in Eukaryota, Metazoa, Arthropoda, Insecta, Orthoptera, Acrididae. The transcript has a single exon. Bases 618 to 2642 code for a protein of 674 amino acids. The record is from RefSeq and is a predicted model, not a curated record.
AGCAGUUUCCGGUAGUUCGCGCACACAGGUAUGUUGGGCGGUUGUAAAUCGCGUUUAAGGCUAGAGAGUGUCUUUCAGAGUUCAUUGUAGCUGUCACAUUUCAUCUAAGGAUUUCUAAUAUUAGCGUUUCCUUUGCAUUUACCGAUAAUAAACGUUUACAUAAUUGUUCAUCGCACGAAGUACGUCUUUUUAGUUCGAUGUACUGUUUGACGUCUCUAGGGGGAAUCACCGGUAAGCUUACCUUUUGAAGGAAUUAGUCUCUCUGUACUUUGUAGUCGUGUUCAAGAUCGGGUUGUGACAGUUACUAGUUUACGAUGCUAUAUUUUAAUGAGGCUGUUCAAUGACGAUAGUGUUAUUUUGCCAUCAGCUUGGUCACUACCGUAGAUAAGUUUCUGUUGCUUUCGUAUUACCAACGUGGAUUAAUGUCUCGGGUGUUGCUAGUAUCUGGAUGGUGCUGCGUUCUUGUGUAAGGGGAUCGUAUUGCAAGCAGUCGUUUUUGCGACUUUGAUGUGUGGUGUCGCAGUCUCAGGUGAGAGUAUUGUUCAGUAAGAGGUGAGCGAGCGUGUGUGUAAGUGAAGUGUUUAUCCGGUAAGUGUCCGUGGCGUAUUCUGUGAACCAUGUACGCGAACGACAACAUAAGAGCACUCCACUCUGCGGUAAGAGCGGGCAGUUUGCAUGAUGUCAUGGAAAUUCUGGCGAAAGGCGCAGACGUGGAAGCCGCAGACGUUUGCAAGGUACGAGCAGUUCAUAUUGCUGCGGAGCAAGGCCAUUUGGACAUUCUUAAAGCGCUUAUCGCACGGGGCUGCAAUGUAAAUGCACAGGCGUCUUGCGUUACGCCUUUGUUUAGCGACGUGGAGCAUGGUCUGACGCCGUUACAUUUAGCAGCAGCAAAUGCUGACCCAAACCUCGUACUCGCUUUGAUCAGUGCCGGCGCUAAUGUUAACGCCAAGAGUAGUUCCAAAGUGUUUCCACUGCACAUUGCCGCACAGCAUGGACAUUUGGCCGUGGUGAAGGCACUAGUUUCAGCGAAUGCAGAGGUAAAUGUCGAGGACGACAAAAAAGUCACCCCUUUAAUUUCUGCUGCGGCGCAGAACUUUGAAGACGUAGCCAAAUUUCUUGUACGUAGCGGUGCUGUUGUUAAUGCUACAAAUUCAGACCGUUCGACACCAUUGCAUUUCGCAGCAGAAAAGGGAAACAUUGACAUAGCAAAGUUGCUGAUCCACAACAAGGCCGCGAUUAAUGCAAAGAAUCUGAAAGGCUUCACACCACUGCAUGUGGCCAUACAAAACAGACAAGCCGCAGUAAGCGUGUUUUUGAUUAACAGUGGAGCAGAUGUGAAUAUGAGAGAUAACGAGGGCUGGACCCCUUUGCUUAGCGUGGCACAGAGCGGAUAUCCAUCAGAAAUUGCCAAACUGUUGAUUGCGAAAGGUGCUAACAUGAAUGCGAGGGACAGGACUGGUAGAACACCCUUGUACCUCGCUGCAGAGAACGAUUUCACUGACAUAGUGAACAUCUUGACCGAAAGCAAGGCUGACGUUAAUGCAACUACCGAUCAAAUGUGGACGUCGCUGCAUAGCGCAGCUUACGAGGGCAAUUUGGAUGUUAUAAAAAUUCUUAUUGCCAGUGGUGCCAAAGUGGAUGCGAGGACCUACAAGCGGACUACACCACUGCAUUUUGCUGCAGACUAUUGGCACGUUGAAGUAGUUAAAUACCUCUUGGCAAAAGGAGCUGAAGUUAAUGCACCCGAUCACACAAACUGGACGCCACUUCACUUUGCGGUGGAUGAGAGUUCCACUCAAGUCCCUCUCAAAACGUCUGGACACUCAGGUGCACAGCCGCAGGACUCUAAACUGAAUACCAUAAAAGCUCUCAUUGAAAACGGAGCAGACAUAAACUCAAAGGGAAGCAACGAUGAAACAGCACUGCUCCUAGCUGUAAAGUAUAGCGAUUCAGCAACUGCUAGGUAUCUACUAGAGAACGGUGCAUAUUACGAUGUGACGAACAAGACUUACCGUGGUGACAUUAUUACUCUUCCACAGAUUGCUGUGCUAAAAAGAAAUGAGAACAUGAUUGCUUUAUUCUGUGCUACUGAAAAGCUGUUUCAAGCUGUAAAAAAAGCCAAGUUUGCAGAAAUUGAAAAAUGUGUUCAAGAAGGGGCACCAGUCAACAGUAGAAGUAUCAAGUAUGAAACACCACUUAUGUAUGCAUCCUGGAAAGGACAUUUAGCCGUUGUUAAAGUUUUGCUUCAAACUGGGGCCGAUAUUAAUUUGAGCACCAGUAAUGGAAUUACUCCUCUACAUUAUGCAGCAAAAUUUGGGCAUCAUGAUAUACUGUGUACCUUAUUGCAGCAUGGUGCAGUAUACAAUGCAAGAACCAAGAAAGGCAAAAAAUCACCAUUACAUUUCGCCCAAGAAGGAGGAAAGAAAGAAAUUGCAGAGACCCUAGGACUAAUUGAAUGUAUGUUUAUUAGAAUAAGUAAAAAGGAUAACACAGUGCUAAAAGAGUUAAAUGAAUUAAAGGAAAUAAAGUAUGCUGAAUUUCUUGCCAUAAAAAACUGCAAAAAUGUAAAUGAAGAAACUGUGAUGCAAAUAGCUUCCAAAAAUGGAUAUGCGGAACUUUGUAAAUUGUUUUCUAGUUUGUAAUAUAGUAGAGUACUUGUUUAUUACUCAUUUAUAUCAGUGAAUGGUCUGACAAAAGCAGUUAACGUUACAUGAUGUGGUAUUGAUUUUCCAAGAUUUUGUAUACUAUCAAAGGAUAUUUUACUGUUGUAAACAGCAAAGUAGGAAUCGUCAACGGAUUCACAGAAAAUAAAAUUGCUUCCAGUGUAAUUACAAACUGUGUACAUAGAAGAUGUUUAAAUGGUUAUAUUUCACUUUAUUCUUGUGAUGGUUCAUUGAUAAAUAAUAAAGUUAAGGUUUCCACAUCUGUCACUGCUUACCAGAUUGCUUUGUAUGCCACAGUGUAUCAGUACCUGUACUCAUGUUUGAGCAAGUUGGGGUUAACUGGACCUAUUUUAUUCUUCCCUUCAAAUCUUACUUAAAAAUUGUCUUUUUAAAAUUUUUAUUCAUUAAUUUGGUGAAAAACUUAUACAAAAUUUAUAGGUGCUUUCAUUUUUGCAUUAUCACACACAGAUUUUACAGAAUUGGAGAAGAACUUAGACCUGUCUUUUGAACUGUUUAACCCCAGUGGCUGUGUUAACUGGACCAUAUGUCAGGGUUAAAUAGACCUCUUGGUUAAAUAAAUGAAUUACAGGAGCUUAAAUGCAAAAUGUUGCUCUGACAACAUUAAUAAAAAUGCUAUACACACAGUUAUAAGUAUAUUAAUGAAAAAAAUUGUGGAAAUAACAAAACUAGUGCACAAUUAAUUUAGCAUCGUUAAUCUGGAACCAAAUCUCGUUUUCAUAGUGAGCUGUAGAACCACGUAUUGGAUUGGGUAGUUUUGCAAUUAUUUAAUUUCAAGCAAUAAAGGUAUCAUUUUCUUGUGCAAUUUCAAAUAUUGUAGUGGAAACAACUCUAUUAAAGAAAUUUACUUCACAGCCAUUAUUGCACAUUUUAAAGACUUGAGCAACAUAAUUGUGACCACUUCGGCAGUUUUUUGUUCUACUUUGCCUACUAUGAACUCCCCUUCUUCACUGUUAUGUCAUCUUCAUCAUCACUUGGGUAGAAGUCAGUAUGGGGGGAAUCAAUGUACUGGACAUAAUCAGCAACUUCAGAGUUGCUGCUGGUCUCUUCCAAUACUAGGCAUUUGGCUGAAUGCUUUACUUCAUUUAAUGUGUGUAUUUUGGAAGCUGCUCUGAUCUGUCCUUUGCUGCUGCAUCUAACUAUUGUUUAACUACUGUAUUGGUACAGACAGUUGACUUCCUAUUCUUUCUACCUCUUGUUGUUGUCCUUGCACCAAUCUUAGAAUAUGGUCAAACUAUCACAGGAUGUGUAAUAUCUGUUUGCUAAACUUUUCUGAUUUCCAGUAUUCUGCACACUGCCAUCUGCUGAUUUGCUAGCACUGUCUGUCAGUGAGUCAUUGGCUGUUUGUUGCUGACUUGGUAGAGGUCUGUUCAUUGCAUUCGAUGACAAAAAAAUCUUGGUCGGUAAAUAUGAUUGAAUUGGAAGGUUCAAUACCACUGAUAUUUUUCAAGAUGUUAGAGACAAUAAAAGCCAAAAGGUAUGCUAUGCCUGCAAGGCUGCAAUGCCUUAUAUGAUAAUUCUGGGGUCACUAGCAAGUGUUCCUAUGAAGUUACUCAUUAUAUUCAUUCAUCAGCAACUUUUCACAGUUAACUUAACUGUUCCAUCUAACCCUAAACUUUACUGGUCCAGUUAAUCUCACCUUCACUUUAUCAAACAUCUUCAAAAUAGUGGGAAAAUAUGUCCUUGCACAGAUUAUAUUUCAUAGAGUAUCAUAAAACCAUUAACACUGAAUUUAACUCAAAGAAAAAAAUGUGUACUAUUAAUAAUAAAAAUUUUAGGAGAAUUUGUUAGAUGUGAGAAAAAAUUUCUAUCACUGGAUUACACAUUUUUAUAUGUAUCUGCGAAUUUAACUAACAUACAACAGCCAUAUAAGUUCAAAUAGGUAGUACUUCCAACCAAAGGAAAUAAUUAUGUAUGACAUAAUUUUCCCUCUUGAAUUAUUAACGUGAUCUUCCUGUUAACUCCAAGGUUCAGAUAACCCCAACCUCUUGUAGCAUUUAUCACUAAGCAUUCUCUAAUGUGACAUAUUUCAUAAGCUCAGUAUCUAUAUUUAUGUGUAAAUUUUCAUAAUAUGUAUGUUUUUAGUAGGGGAAUGAUACUACCUUAUCUGUCAUAUCUUUAUGUAUUUUAUGUUCUCUCUUCUCUCUCACUUCACUGUUAGAAGCAUGUAAAAAUAAUCCGUUAGUCAAAUAUUUCUUUGAUAUCUCACAAAGCCUUUGAUUUUCUGAACAGUGCAUGAAUUAUUCAUUCCAUUAGCUGUGAAAAAGAUGUUUAUGAUGUUGACAUUUCAGAAUGUAUGAUGCUUCAUAUCUAAGAUGUAUUGCAAAAUAAUAAAAAGAUUCCCUGUAUUAAAAUAACAAUAUGAGAUCCUGAACUGAUAUUUAUAAGUCAUAUGCAUUUUAUAAUUCUCAUUUUAAAAUGCAGAAGCUACUAACUUUUUGUAAAGUGCAGGGUGAUGGUUGUCACAUC